Molecule: messenger RNA, 731 nt
Organism: Lucilia cuprina (Australian sheep blowfly)
Lineage: Eukaryota; Metazoa; Arthropoda; Insecta; Diptera; Calliphoridae
Gene: Rab18
Product: ras-related protein Rab-18
Exons: 2
Coding region: 171-704 (177 amino acids)
Molecular function (GO): GTP binding; GTPase activity
Source: RefSeq, a predicted model, not a curated record
GUUGUGUGAUAACCUGGCAAUUUGUGUGUUUAUACACCGCCAACUUAAGAAUAUCACAAAAAAAAAAAAAAAAAUUAUUGUUCUGCAAAAAUUAAUAAGUUUAAACAAUAAAUAAUAGUAUUUAAAUAAUUAAUGUUAAAUAUUUAAUAAAUUGCAUACGGAAAAGAACAAUGCUUAGCGAUAAGGCUAUUAAACUUUUGGUAAUUGGGGAAAGUGGUGUUGGAAAAUCAAGUCUUAUACGCCGUUUUGUGGAAAAUAAAUUUGACGAAAAUCACGAUGUUACGAUUGGAAUGGACUUUAAGAGUAAAGUGAUGAAUAUUGAUGGUGUUGAUUACAAAUUGGCUUUGUGGGACACAGCUGGUGCGGAAAGAUUUCGCAGUCUAACACCAAGUUUCUACAGAAAAGCAUUGGGAGCAAUUCUUGUUUAUGACAUUACAAAUCGUGAAUCGUUAGUCAAAUUGGAAGCAUGGUUUACAGAGUUGGAAAACUAUAGUGAUAAUCCGAAUAUAGCGACAAUAGUUGUUGGCAACAAAAUCGAUAAUGAGCGAGUUAUUAGUCGAGAGGAAGGCUUAAAAUUUGCCCGUAAACAUCGAUCGUUAUUUUUAGAAACGUCAGCAAAACAUGAUAAAUUCGUGGCAGACGUUUUUAGGGAUAUUGUAGAGAAGGUAAGUAGCAGACGUGCAAAAAGCUCUAGAUUUCUGUGAUAAUAAAAAACCAACUACCCAGAUAGU